AUGCCGUUACCUACUCAUUUGGAUGCUGAAAAUAAAGAUCUGUUUAUGCGUGUUUUAAAUAUAUCGUACCCGCUAACUAUUGAAAAUGUUAAAAAGGAUACUUGUGGUGUGCAUAUUAAACUUUGUUUUCCAACUACUUCCCAUUUAGGUAUUGAAAUAAAAUACGAAAUGGAUAUGAUGCAUCUUCCUGCGGGUUAUUACACCUUGGAAAAAUUAAUAAAUGUUCUUAAUUCGUAUGUUUCCGAAUACGAUAUUCAAUUUUCGAUAUUACCAAGUGUUGGUACAAGUAUUGUGGGUAGCAUAUUUGGUAAAAAAACAGCCCAGAGACAAGCACCUAGUGUUAAUCAACCUUCAAGACAACGGUCACAGCAACCCCCACCACAAUGGAUGACCGAUAGACCAAGACAAUGUAGACGGCAAAGACAUCGUUAUGAUUAUGAUGACAAUUAUUAUUAA
Messenger RNA from Paramuricea clavata, 456 nucleotides. NCBI's taxonomy places the organism in Eukaryota, Metazoa, Cnidaria, Anthozoa, Malacalcyonacea, Plexauridae. The record is from the annotation of a GenBank genome assembly.